AUCUGUUUGGCUGCUCUCUUCCAAAGUUGCAUUGCAAGGAUAAUAUCCGUUAAAUAAAAAAAAAAAAAGCGAAAAGAUAUCCAUUAUAUUAGUAGUAUAUUAUGAAAAUAAAAAAAUUUAAAAAAUAUAUCUCCGUCUUCCAGUAACGAAGAAAAUGGCUACCACUACGACUGCUGCUGUCACCAAAUUUUUCUCUAACUCCAAAAACACCGUCAAAACUUGUCAAUGCUCUCUCCAAAAUCUCUGCGUUUCACUUUCAAGUUCUAAACCUACAUUCACUUCAAUUACUUAUUUCUCUAUCUCAAUUCCCAGUUUUAAAUCAUGGAAAAUGAGUCCCUCCUCCAAGAGAUUCCGUCGCCUCUCCUGCAGGGCCAUUUCCACUGCCACCACCACCAAUUACGAGUUUUCUGAUGGAUCUUCAGAGGUGGAAUUGAGAAUACCACUUGGGAGCCAAGUUUUUAAGAGUUCCAAAGAUAUAUUUGUGGAUGCAGAUGGCACCUCCUUAAUUGUUAGAGUACGAAGCUCGGGCUUUCAAACCACACUUAUAGAAACUAAUCAUCUAUUUCACAAAAUAAAGCCUUCUGAAACUAUCUGGUAUAUAGAUGACGAUCAGCUUGUUGUUAACUUGAAAAAGCAAGAUCCAGAUUUGAAAUGGCCUGACAUUGUGGAGUCAUGGGAAUCAUUGACAGCAGGAGCUAUGCAGCUUCUAAAAGGGACAUCAAUCUACAUUGUUGGUGAUUCAACUGAAAUAAACCAAAAAGUAGCUCGAGAACUUGCAGUCGGUCUUGGGUAUACACCCCUUGAUACACAAGAGUUGCUGGAAACAUUUGCCAAGCAAACAAUUGAUUCAUGGGUUCUUGCUGAAGGUUCUGAUGAUGUAGCUGAUGCAGAAAGUGCGAUACUGGAAGGUCUGAGUAGUCAUGUUCGAGCUGUUGUUUCAACAUUAGGAGGGAAACUAGGAGCUGCUGGAAGGGCUGAUAUAUGGCAACAUCUUUAUGCAGGAUUUACUGUAUGGCUGUCACAGACUGAAGCUAUGGGUGAGGAUUUAGCAAAGGCAGAGGUGAGAAAGCAUAUUCAAGAUGGUAGCCUAGCAUACACAAAUGCUGAUGUGGUUGUCAAGGUCCAAGGUUGGGAUGCAGAUCAUGCAAAAAGUGUAGCUCAGGCAUCACUGAGUGCACUCAAACAAUUAAUUCUGUCAGACAAGGAACUUCCAGGUAAGAAGAGUCUUUAUAUUAGGUUAGGAUGUCGCGGUGAUUGGCCGAACAUCAAGCCUCCAGGUUGGGACCCGUCGGCAGAAAUGGAUACAAGCUCCUAGGACUAGAAUACCACAGAGUUUAUGCUUACUUUGAAGGGGAAAUGGUAGGGACCCUAAUAUCUUGAUUUUAUACAUUCACGUAAACUUAUUUUUAAUUUUCCAUUAACAUUUCGUUUUCUCCUUCGAAUGCUUUUUUUAUGAAUUUAUCUUCUUUUAAAGCAUUUGUGAAUAUUUCAGUGGAAAAAAAGUCCAGUGAUCUUGAUCCUGUUGUAAACUUGAAGACAAAAAGAGAGUUUUGCUCCAGUGAUCUGCUUGCAAAUUCACUAUUCAAUAUUUUUGAAAAAA
Jatropha curcas is the source of this 1600-nucleotide messenger RNA. It is a transcript of the gene SKL2, whose product is annotated as shikimate kinase like 2. Gene Ontology annotation, cellular component: cytosol. The record is from RefSeq and is a predicted model, not a curated record. Lineage: Eukaryota; Viridiplantae; Streptophyta; Magnoliopsida; Malpighiales; Euphorbiaceae.